AUGUCAUCAGUGAGAAGGUUGACAGUUGUUCUGAUUGACGUGGGCACCUUCGAGCGGCACACUCUGCCUUUCCGCACCUCCGUAAGGCGAAGACUCCCGUCGUCUUCUCCGACAGCUAAAGCCUGGGUGGAGAGCUCAAAUGAGAACUUGUCCAAUUCAUCCUAG
Messenger RNA from Plasmopara halstedii, 165 nucleotides. RefSeq lists its product as uncharacterized. The record is from RefSeq and is a predicted model, not a curated record. The coding region runs from base 1 to 165 and encodes 54 amino acids. The transcript has 2 exons. Lineage: Eukaryota; Oomycota; Peronosporomycetes; Peronosporales; Peronosporaceae.